AAAUCCCAAAAACAACAUCUUUAUAAAAAUGACCACAGUGAGGGCUCUGUUAUCUGAGAAUCCAGCUGUGAUUUUUAGCAAAACAACAUGUUGUAUAAGCCAUUCGAUCAUAUCACUCAUAAGAAAAUUUGGAGCAAAUCUUAUUAUUUAUGAGCUUGAUGAGCUUUCUAAUGGAGAUGGAAUUGAAGAAGAGUUAAUGGAGUUAGGUUGCAGCCCUAGUGUGCCAGCUGUUUUCAUAGGGAAGAAGCUUGUUGGAGGUGCUAAUGAGAUUUAUAGUCUCAAUUUGGAAAGCAAGCUUAAACCACUACUCAUUGAUGCUAAUGCUAUUUGGAUGUAGGUUGCAAUAUUAAUACAAGGUGUACCUCAUCUAUCAUGUUUUUAUGUUCUUUUUGCUGUUUUAAAUAGGGUUUAAAUCGGCUAAUAAUGAUGUCAAGUAUUGUAACGUAUACAUGGCAUAUAUAUUAUACUUUUCUAUUAGCGAUAGUUUUGACUUUGAAUAAGUUACAUUUUGUUAACUUUAAAUUAUGGUUAAAGUGAUAUCUUUUGUAACAAUAAGCGCUAAAUGCAAUAAAUAAAAAUCGUACUUUCGCUUUUUUUUUUUA
Messenger RNA from Lactuca sativa (garden lettuce), 602 nucleotides. RefSeq names its product monothiol glutaredoxin-S1. NCBI's taxonomy places the organism in Eukaryota, Viridiplantae, Streptophyta, Magnoliopsida, Asterales, Asteraceae. The record is from RefSeq and is a predicted model, not a curated record.